UGUGUUGUGAACGGAAUGCAAAGUUAUCCGACGUUAGCAACAUAUUCACAGCUAACUUGUUAAGGUCAUGUCAGAUAUGGAGACAGAUUCUUCCCUCCUCACCUCCGAAAUGGAUCAGGCGCAGCAGGAGGAGCUAUACUACCAGCUUCUCAUGCAGACAAUGGGAGAAAUGCAGAAUCCAAAUCUAGACUCAAAAGUCAUCCGCCCUCAGCCUGGGUUGUGUGUGAAGACUGUUUCCCUUACUGACAAACAGAAAGUCUUUGUGAACAUCUGUCAAUCUCCUGCACUCCCACCCCCUCCCCAUCUGUCAAAGGAGGAGCUGCUGGAGCUCCUGGAGUCAGAUGACCCCACGGGAUACAAAGUUCCCAUGAGCCUUGGAGAGCCUCACACCGAAAUGGACAACAAUUCUCAAGGUUGUACAGCCUACGAUGUGGUCAUCAACAAUGAAUUCUUCCAGAAAUGCCAGAAAGACCCGCUGUUCCUCCAGUUUGUGAUUGCAGUGUCCUUCGAAGGCCUUGAAAAUAAGUACAGCCUUGAGCUGAGUCGAGAGUGGAAAGUGCUGAAGAACAGAAAAUUUCUUGGGUCUGUAAAUGAACAGAACAUCAGGACCAAGAGCAAGCCAACCAUACAGGAGAUAAACCCAGUAGCAAGCAAGGACUCGCACCCAGCACCAAUGCAGGCCAAGACUCCAGAGUUUUGUCUCUUAGUGGAGCCCCCUGUCGGUGACCCUCAGUACCUGAUAGCAGAAAUCCAGCUUCCUGGAGUGCCAUCAGCCCGCUCCCUUCUUCUAGACCUGGGGGAAGACAGGCUAGUCUUGACUGCAAGGCCAUCCCUGUUUCAUCUGGACUGUUUCUUCCCCUUAAACAUUGACCCCGAGACCAGCGUUGCCCAAUACAACACCAAAACACAGGUUCUCACAGUGACAAUGACAGUGGUGUCUUCAUGAAGGAGC
Messenger RNA from Megalops cyprinoides (Indo-Pacific tarpon), 952 nucleotides. It is a transcript of the gene pih1d1, whose product is annotated as PIH1 domain containing 1. The record is from RefSeq and is a predicted model, not a curated record. Gene Ontology annotation, cellular component: ribonucleoprotein complex; cytoplasm; R2TP complex. The transcript is spliced from 11 exons. Gene Ontology annotation, biological process: rRNA processing; box C/D snoRNP assembly. The coding region runs from base 68 to 946 and encodes 292 amino acids. Lineage: Eukaryota; Metazoa; Chordata; Actinopteri; Elopiformes; Megalopidae.